Molecule: messenger RNA, 723 nt
Organism: Mercurialis annua (annual mercury)
Lineage: Eukaryota; Viridiplantae; Streptophyta; Magnoliopsida; Malpighiales; Euphorbiaceae
Exons: 2
Coding region: 1-723 (240 amino acids)
Molecular function (GO): zinc ion binding
Source: RefSeq, a predicted model, not a curated record
AUGAGAGACUGUUUUGGAACAAGAGAGGAAUUAUGUAUUGUUUCUGACAGACAUGAUAGUAUUAGUAGAGCAAUUAAAAUUGUGUAUCCUGAAGCAUUUCAUGGGAUAUGCAUUUAUCACUUGCUGAACAAUGUUAGAGGAAAAUUCAGAAAAGAUUCUGAAAACAUUCGCAUUUAUUUCAUUUCAGCUGCUAAGGCAUACAUAGUAGAAAAAUUCAAGUUCCACAUGACACAACUUGAUAAUAUUGAUGCAGGGAUAAGGAAAUAUCUUACUGAAGUUGGAUUUGAUAAAUGGGCCAGAACUGAGGCAAAUCACAACAGAUAUUGCACAAUGACUUCAAAUAUUGUUGAAUCAAUGAAUGCUGUUAAUACGGCAGCAAGGAGUCUACCUGUGUAUGCAUUGCUUGAAUUCUUGCGUGCUACCAUACAAGAAUGGCAUCACAAAUAUAGGACGCUGGCAAAGUCAACAACAUCAAUCUUAAUAACGAAAGCAGAUAAAAAUUUAAAGAAAAAAUACAUUGCCUCGCUGCCAUUAAAGGUUGUCCCUCUUAAUGAUUUUGAUCACGAUGUGCAUGAUAUGGCGAUUAUUUACACGGUUAACAUAGAAAAAAAGAUACGUAUGUGUAGAAGAUUUCAACUUGAUGGGAUUUCCUGCAUUCAUGCUGUAGCAGUCUUCAGAUUUUUGAAUUGUGAUCCACUCAAUAUUGCUCAACAUAUUUCUUGA